UUUUGAGAGCCGAACGAGUUCAACCAGACAUUUAGCUGUACAACUCAAUAAUAGUAGACUGACCAUUAGCCGGCACUAGGUACUCUCCUUGUCAAUCUUCCAUCGUUUAAUACAAGUUAAGUAAAAAGAGCGACGGUAGCAGCAACAGCAGCUACACAGUGAUAGAUCGAGUGCAAAGAAAACCCGAGGGAUAAAGUAAGGAGGAGAGAGAAAGAGAACAGACGAACUGGAAACAGCAGCGGCAGUAGAAGGAGGAGGCGCUUGGCUAUCGUCUAGACGAGGCUUUCUUACAGACUACUUGCCGGGAGGAGCGAGCUUAACUCGCCACCAGAUAGCCAUUUUUAGCUGGGAGUUUCGCUGUUUUUUCGACGCCCGUGUCUUUUAUGAGACAGAGGGCGAGGUAUUGGAGUGCUUGCUUUGCGCUACGAGUACGCGGACAACCGGAACUAUGGCAAGGCCGAACGUCAGGAGGCGACACGACACUGCCGAUCUGCAACUAGAGUCCGUGGCUAGGCUCUCCAGACUGCCGAUCGUCGAGAGCGGCAUCCAUAUCGCCGGCAAUGUUUAUGACAAAAUUAAGCACUCAAACUCAUUGAUGAACUGGAGCCUCGACACCGCAGAGCAGUCCCUAGCCCUGGCCACGGCAACAGCCCUGCCAGCCGUGAUCGUCUUCAACGGGCCAAUCACGGCUCUCGAUCAACUACUCUGCAAAGGCAUCGAAAUUUUCGAGCAACGCGUACCGGCUGUUAAUCUUUCACCGCAUCUAAUGUACUGGAACACGCGAGAGUACGUAAACAAGAGAUUCGUGAAACCGAUGCUGAUAAGGGCGGGCAGCGUCAAACAGAUCGGUAGUGUGGUCGCUAAUGCAGCUGUCGAGAAGCUCGACGAUGCCAUCGACGCGGCCGACCACUACGUCGAUCGUUACCUACCUGCUGACCCGGCUGACAAAGUUGCCGAAAAAACAUCUAGCGACUCGGGGGCUUACUCGCACCGAGGCAAGGACAGCGUGGACUGCGGUGGGGCGAGCAGUGGUAGCAAGGCAGCGCGCACAAUAGAGCACGGCGCCCGCUUCUCCCGCAAGCUCCAGCGCAGGCUGACACGGCGCACCCUGGCCGAGGCUCGGGCCCUCAAGGAGCAGGGCACCGAGUGCAUUCAUGUGCUGCUCUACGUUGUCGAACUGGUGGCAACGGAUCCCAAGCUAGCCCUUCAGAAGGCCAAGGAGCUGUGGGCGUCGCUGAGUCUACCCGAGCCGGGAAACCAGGCCCGGCCGACGAACCUCGAGCAGCUGCUGGUUCUGUUCACGCGCGAGACCGCGCGCCGCCUCGUCCACCUGAUCAACGGGACGACGAAUCUCGCCACCCGAGCGCCCCGCCGACUCGCCCGCAUCUUUCUCAGGCUGUCGCACCGGGUGCGCAUCAUCUCCGAGCAGGCCCUACAGAUGAUCCUGCUAGAAGGCAAGCGCGACGCUUACAAUGCAAAAGUCAACGCUCUGCGUUCCGCUAUCUACAGACUCAACUGUUCGACAAAUCACUUUUUGGAACAGCUGGCCGCAUUCCUAGCAGGUCGUCCAAAAGGAAAAAAGGUCACACACGGAUCAAUGAAUCAGAUAAAUCACAACAAUCACGUGACCAAUGCAGUAAAUCCACCUGUGAAUGGAAUUGAUUAAUAUUUGUGAAACAAAUGGAGAAAAAUACUAUUAAUACAAGCUUGAUCAUGAAAAAAAAACUCUGCAUCAUAAGAUUGAUUAUAUUUAAAAUCAAUAUUCUGAACAAAUAUUUUGUUAUUGAGACUUAUGUUCUUUCAUUGUACUACUUAUUGACAACUUAAUUUUCAACUAAAAUUAUUACGCUUAAAUUAUACUUUUAUAUGGCUAAUAUGGAUCACAACUAUGUAUCCAGUAUAAUCUUUAUGUUAAGAAAAACAUCAAUUUUUAAUUAAAAUAUAAGCAAACAUGAAGGAAGUAAAUUGAUGAAUCAUAGCAUUUAUGGUUAAUCACUAAGAAGAAAUGACAUGAUUUAUGAAUUCAGCCCUAAGCUAUUGGAGACAUUGGACUUUUUUUCAAGAAAAAAAAAUGUUUUGAAAAAUUUCAUAGCUUUAUAUUAAUAUAAUAUGUAAAAAAAAUUACGUUACAUAUGGCAGACAGUUAAUAUUAUCAACUAUUAGAAAGGUUUACACAAAAUUUUUAUAAAUAAUAUCCAACGAAAACAUUUUGUUCUCAUUUCAUAUUAAGUUAAUAAAAUAUUUUAGUGUAAA
Molecule: messenger RNA, 2253 nt
Organism: Copidosoma floridanum
Lineage: Eukaryota; Metazoa; Arthropoda; Insecta; Hymenoptera; Encyrtidae
Product: lipid storage droplet-1
Biological process (GO): positive regulation of triglyceride storage; lipid storage
Cellular component (GO): cytosol; lipid droplet
Source: RefSeq, a predicted model, not a curated record